CCCCGCCCCAGUUCCCACGUCUGGUCACCCAUUCUUCCUUCUGGCAGCCUCCCCCACAUCCCUCCCAGGCAGGUCAAUCCUCUCCAGGGUCCUCAAUUUCAGGGUGUCAGCACCUUCUGAAGACCCACUGACCCUGGGGAUUGCAUGUGGUGACACCUAGGGGAAACUGUGACCAGGGACCUCUGCUGCAGUAGGCGCUCCAUUGGCACCUCUGUCUUUCCAGCUUUUGCAGACUCAACUCAUGGUUGAGUCUCACCAUGGCUGCAGACUCAACAUGGUUCAGAGCAUGGUCCCCCCAGCUCCAGUGGCUGCACACACUCACUCCCACCUCUUGCCCACUGCAGCACCAAGGGCUGUGCCUGCCCUGAGUCCUGCUUUCUGCUGCCCCUCCUCCCCUCCCCGCUACAGGCCCAGGAGGCUCUGAGGGCUUGUUCUACAGGCUUCAGGCCCCACCUGCCCACGUUGCUCAACCUGCAGGCCUCCUCCUUAGUCCUUGGUCUGCACACCCACCCUGGACCAGGGCAUCUGGGUUCUGACCCUGACGUGGGUUCUGACCCUGAGGUGGCCUCUGACAUCUGGCACUACCAAAUGGCCCCCAGGCCAGGUCCCCUGCCCAGACUCUGCCCACAAGGCUACGGUGUAGUAGGAAGACCUGGGCCCUGGUCCAGGACAGGCUGGACACCUUCAAGGCUCUUACAAGCCAGUAAUGUCAUGUCCCAAGGGCCAGGCUAGGGGCUUCUGGCCAUGAGGACAGAAUGAGGGGGGUCCCAGGGCCAGGGGUGUGGGCUGUUAUCUGCUACUGAGGCAGGGAGGUGACGACAGUGCCACAGAAACUGCUGACACACAGAAUGUGCUCUGCAAAGGCUUGCUGACCAGUCCCUGGGGCCACUCACAGCAACUUUGUGCAAAUCUGGAAAAGCUGCCCCUUUCUCUGGCCUCUGGAGUUCCUGCAGCCCUGGUAGGCCUUAGGGUACCCCAGCAAGCCCUCAGCUCCUCAGCCAAGAAUGUGUGCAAGUGGCUUUCCUGGUCAGGGCAGGGAGAAACCAGACUUUCCUGGGUGGGGCAGGAUGAGGGUGACUGAGUCACCACUGGGCUGCUGAAGCUUACUCUGCAGUUGUCCAGUCCCCUGGGGUGGCCUUAAGCCUGUCCUUGUAGGGAGUGGCAGCCAAAGUCUGAGCUGUCCUGGGGGACCAGACAGGAGCUUAAGAUGGGCUAAACCUGGGCAGGGAGGAGCACAGAGGGAUCGCAUCAGGCAGCCCAGGCAUGGUGAGGGUGGCCAGGCAGGCACUGCAGCAGGGGCGUGUGUAUGCACAGGAGUGUGUUUAAAUGUGUGUGCACACUUGCAUGAGCAUGUGUGCAUAUGUAAACAUGCACAUGAGUGUGCAUGUGUAGGUAUGGAUGUUGGGGGGUGAGAGAGAUGUGCCCCAUGCUGCCAUGGUGACAGUCUGGGGCAGGAUAGAAGGUCCUAGCCAUCAUGGAAGCCCAGUGCCCAGAAUAAACCCACCCACAGAGUUCAUCUGCCCCUCGAGCCCUCAGAGGCUAAGCUGGCUCCUGCAGAGCUGUGAGCUGAGCCACUACCCUUCCCCCACUCCCUAUGCCAAUGCCAGACACCUGCAGCUGCCCCCAAGGCACCCAGGCUUGGGGCAGGUGUGCUCCCCAGCUGCCCGGCCCCUCCAGCCCCAAAGGCCUGCCUCUGAGUUCAGUAGCCCAAAACUCAGGGUGCCACAGAAGUUUCCCCCAGCCAGCCAGGGGACCUUCAGCCUCGGUUCUCUCAUCUCAGGCCAGCAGAAAGACCAAGAAGAAGGAAGGGGGGGGGGCCCUUCGUGCCCAGAGGGCAUCAUCCAAUGUCUUCUCCAACUUUGAGCAGACUCAGAUCCAGGAGUUCAAAGAGGCGUUCACACUCAUGGAUCAGAACCGAGACGGCUUCAUUGACAAGGAGGACCUGAAGGACACCUAUGCCUCUCUGGGUAGGUGCCGGGAUCAACGUGACGAGCUGGAUGCCAUGCUUAAGGAGGCCUCAGGGCCCAUCAACUUCACCAUGUUCCUGAACCUGUUUGGGGAGAAACUGAACGGUACAGACGCUGAGGAGACCAUUCUAAAUGCCUUCAAGAUGCUCGACCCCAAGGGCAAAGGCAGCAUCAACAAGGAAUACUGAGUGCCAGGCUUUGGGCACAUCAAACGUCUGCUGAUGUCCCAGGCUGACAAGAUGACUGCAGAUGAGGUCGACCAAAUGUUCCAGUUCGCCACCAUCGACGCGGCGGGCAACCUGGACUACAAGGCGCUGAGCUACGUGAUCACCCACGGGGAGGAAAAGGAGUAAGGGCCCCGCCGGCCGCGCCCACUCAA
This is a messenger RNA of Microcebus murinus (gray mouse lemur), 2346 nucleotides long. NCBI's taxonomy places the organism in Eukaryota, Metazoa, Chordata, Mammalia, Primates, Cheirogaleidae. The record is from RefSeq and is a predicted model, not a curated record.